This is a messenger RNA of Helicoverpa armigera (cotton bollworm), 1059 nucleotides long. RefSeq names its product tRNA-uridine aminocarboxypropyltransferase 2 (gene Dtwd2). Lineage: Eukaryota; Metazoa; Arthropoda; Insecta; Lepidoptera; Noctuidae. The record is from RefSeq and is a predicted model, not a curated record. The transcript has 2 exons. The coding region runs from base 244 to 1008 and encodes 254 amino acids.
GUGUCAAUAUGGGACGGGGCUGGUUGGUGUAAUGAAUGGAAAGAUAGAUUUUUAUUUGAUUUAUCAAUUACUUGAAUUAGUAAUCGAUAUAGAACAUAAUGAAAAGUGAAGUUUCAAUAUAAAGAACGCCUUCCUUCUUAAUUAAUAACAUUAUCUAACGUAUUAGUAAGAGAAGUGAUAGAUGAUAAAACAUAAUAUUGAGUUUGUGUUCUUUAGACAAAUUUUCAACAUAUUGUAGUGAAGAUGGAAGAGCUAGGAGAGCUGGAUGUCUGGGAUGAUCUGUCUAAUAUUCCCGCGGAUCCUCCCGUAAUGCGCAAACUUUGUGAAGAUUGCAAAAGACCAGCGGUGGUUUGUUGGUGUUCAGCAUUACCACCUGAAAAGCUGAAUCCUCGCAGCACCGUCAUACUCCUCCAGCACCCAGCCGAAGAAAAGAGAUGUCUCCGAACCGCUCCAAUGCUACAACUAGGUCUAGCCGCUAACAAGUGCCUUAUAUUUAAAGGAAAAAAGUUUCCACAACCCAGACAUGAAAAUUUGGAAACAUUACUUAAGCAACCAAACACACUCCUACUUUAUCCAAGCAAAACUGCCAUAGAUAUAAGAGACCUGGAAAAUGAUACUGAUUGUUACAACCUUGUAUUGAUAGAUGGUACUUGGCCUCAGGCUAAAGCAAUAUAUGCAUCCUGUCCUAUUCUACAUAAUUUGAAACAAGUUAAAUUGAUGACAAGCAAUACAAGUAGUUAUAUUAUUAGGACACAGCCUACAGAAGGCUGUCUGAGCACUCUUGAGACAGCUGCUGAAGCUUUAUCGCAACUAGAAAAGGAUCCAAUGUACACAGAGUUAUUAUUGCAACCAUUGCACGCUUUAUGCAAAUAUCAGUUAGAAAAUGGAGCAGUAACUCAUCAGUCUAAAGAGUUUCUUAUCAAAACAAAAACUUACCCAAAAUUGAUUGGUAAGAGAUUAUCAAAAUUGUUAAGAUCUACAAAUGAAGAAAUAAUCGACCAAGCAUGACUUGAUAUAUUUUUAAUAAAAGAAUUGGUUUAAUAAAGCCAAUUAUUACCA